Messenger RNA from Cylicocyclus nassatus, 954 nucleotides. Lineage: Eukaryota; Metazoa; Nematoda; Chromadorea; Rhabditida; Strongylidae. The record is from the annotation of a GenBank genome assembly.
AUGGUAGUACCAACUAUAAAACUAUCGUCCGGCUACGAAAUGCCUAUGGUAGGUCUGGGAACGUGGCAGAGCAAGCCAGGAGAGGUUGGCAAAGCUGUGGAAACGGCUUUGAAUGUUGGUUAUACUCUCAUCGACUGUGCUUGGAUCUAUGGUAACCAGAAAGAGAUUGGUGAAACUCUAAAGCGCCUCUGCUCGUCAGGAAAUAAUAGAGCAGAUAUUUUCAUCACUUCAAAAGUGUGGAACACAUUUCAUUCGGAAGCCGCUUGUAAGAAACAUGUACUCGAUAUUUUGUGUCAGUUGGGACUAGAUUAUAUAGAUCUUAUGCUGAUCCACUGGCCAAUGGGCUAUGCAGAAGGUGGAGAACCAUAUCCAACGAUAGAAGGCACUGACCAAAGUGCACAUUCUAACGAAGAUUACCUAACCACAUGGAAAGUCUUGGAAGAUUUUGUUAAGAAGGGCAAGAUUUGCUCAAUAGGCGUAUCUAAUUUCAACCAUAAACAAAUUGAGCGAGUCAUAGCAAACUCGACGAUAAAACCAGCUGUUCUUCAGGUAGAAUUGCAUCCAUACUUCCAACAAAAGAAAUUACGUGCUUUUUGUAAGGAACAUGGUAUAGCAGUAACCGCUUACAGCUCACUUGGUAAUCCCGGAUCAGCUUUCUUUCGCAAAGAUGGAGAUCCAAAUGUGCUGACUGAUCCCGUAGUCAAGAAAAUUGCCGACGCGCAUGGCAAAACACCCGCACAAGUUGCACUCCGAUGGGCAACGCAACUGGAUAUCAUUGUCAUCCCGAAGUCUGUCUCAGAAUCCCGUAUCAAGGAAAAUAUAGACCUUUUCGACUUCAAACUCUCAGAGGAAGAAAUGAAUGAGAUGGAAGGUCUUGACCGCGGUUGGCGAAUUCUUGAUCUCAGCGCAAUUCAUCGCGAACAUCCUCAUAAUCCUUAUAACGAAGAGUAUUAG